Molecule: messenger RNA, 1325 nt
Organism: Phalaenopsis equestris
Lineage: Eukaryota; Viridiplantae; Streptophyta; Magnoliopsida; Asparagales; Orchidaceae
Product: B-cell receptor-associated protein 31-like
Exons: 2
Coding region: 230-1030 (266 amino acids)
Biological process (GO): endoplasmic reticulum to Golgi vesicle-mediated transport; intracellular protein transport
Cellular component (GO): endoplasmic reticulum membrane; endoplasmic reticulum
Source: RefSeq, a predicted model, not a curated record
GUAAAUUGCAAUUAAGCCUGUCGGCAGGGUCGUAAACAGAAAAUCGUCUCCUUCCACGCUCCGCACUACCGGGGUUCCAUCUUUUUCAGACGAUUCAAAAUUUCAAACCUUGUGUACAAUCGAUAUCGAUCGAUCGAUCACAAUCUUCGUACGCCUGGAAAAGUUUUUGCUGGAUCGAUUCGUUAGCUUCUUCUGAUUUUUGGUUGUCCGAACUUAAAGAAGGUAUACGAUGAUCCGAGUUUUGUUCACGCUGCUCAUGGCGGAGGUGGGGGUUGUGGUUGUCCUCCUCUUCAAGACGCCGCUGCGAAAGCUUGCCGUCAUGGGGCUAGACCGCUUGAAGCGCGGGCGCGGGCCGGUGAUGCUGAAGACGGUGGCGGGGACUAUGCUUCUCAUGCUCUCCUCCAGUGUCUACAGCAUGGCCAGAAUCAAGAAUCGAUCUACCGAUAUUGGAGGACUUACUCCUACCGAACAGGUCCUCAUGAGCUUCCACAUCCUCGAGGCGUCGCUUAUGGGCUAUUCGCUACUUCUUGCUCUUAUCAUCGAUCGAUUGCACCAUUACAUUAGAGAGCUGCGUGGGUUGAGAAAGAGCUUGGAAGCUGUAAUGAAGCAAAACAGGGCAUUAGAAGAAUCAAAAAGUGGCGGCUCUGAUGAAAUGAAAGCGCGAGAUAUAGAGAUUUCCAAACUGAACCAACAGAUUAAUCAACUUAAAGCCGAAAACGCAGUGCAGCUGACUGUAACGAAGCAAAACAGGGCAUUAGAAGAAUCAAAAAGUGGCGGCUCUGAUGAAAUCAAAGCGCGAGAUGAAGAGAUUGCCAAACUGAACCAACAGAUAAAUCAACUUAAAGCCAAAAACGAGGAGAAGCUGAAGGAACUAAAAGCCGCCGAUGCAAACAUGACAGCUUUAAGGAAGCAGUCGGAGGGGUUUCUCAUCGAAUAUGACCGCCUAUUGGAAGACAACCAGAAUCUUCGCAACCAGUUGCACUCCAUUGAUCUCACCUUAUCACACUCCGAUUCAAAGAAGCAUCCUUGAAAUUCCUUACUUUUGUAUUUCUGUGUCUUCACCUAAAAAUUUUAUACAGUUUAGAACCUCAUAGUCGUCCCUUUUACACGCUUUGUGUAUUUUUAGAGUUGGUGAAAUGAUAGAUAAAUCAUGAGUGUUUAUUUACCUUACCUGAGACUACUAUUGUUUGGUUUUGGUUACAUUGGCAUGUUCAGUUGGCAUUGCUAGAGCUGAAAUGGUUGUGAUUUUGUCCGUUGGUUAUUUCCUUGGCAUGUUAUGAAGUUUCAUGCAGCCGAGCCCACUUAGUGAGAUAAAGGUGAGAUAA